Molecule: messenger RNA, 915 nt
Organism: Prunus armeniaca (apricot)
Lineage: Eukaryota; Viridiplantae; Streptophyta; Magnoliopsida; Rosales; Rosaceae
Source: the annotation of a GenBank genome assembly
AUGGCGAUGAAGGUGUUAGCUAUGCUAGUGGUAAUGAUGGCUGUGGUGCAGGACUCCCGUGCAGCUGUAAACAAGAAUGGAGAGCCUACUGGAUGGACUACCAUUGAUAACAUUGACUACAAAAAAUGGCCUGCCACUAGGACUUUCCAUGGUGACAUUAUAAAAAUUCCAACUCACCCACAGGGCUAUGGUGGUUUGAAGGAUGAAAGGGGUCAUCAUGAGGAGGAAGUGGACGCCAUUCAGCAAUAUUAUGAUCACGAGAGAACCAUUUUCUUGACAUUCUCCAGAAUGGGCAUCACUCGCGAACAUGAAAUCAUACACUUCUACACUAGCUGUCCUUGCCAUAUGUCUUUGUCUGUGGCUGAAGAACUGUUGGAUGAAACUAGAUGCAUAUUUCCAGAACUCAUAUGCAAGUGGAAAAAUUUGGAGGAGCUUUCUUUGGGAGGUAGCUAUAAUCUUGUGAAAAUAAUUGAGCAGAUUCACUGCAAGAGCUUUUAUGUUUUAACUUUGUUUGAGUCUCUUGGAAGAGAUGCGUCAAUGUCGAUUGUUAACCUUUUUCUCAAUAUCAAGAACCCGACGUUGAUGAACUCACAGACUUGUCGGGAUGAUUUUGUUGUAAUUCUACAGGGCUGCAAAAACCUGGUGCUUCUGGAUGCCAAGAAGUGUAAAGGUUUCAAUGAGAGCGAUGAAGAAAUAUCGAAGCUUGCUUCUCAUAUUAGUAAUUUCAGGUGUGAAGGUUCUAUUGGUGGGGAUUGUUGGGGUGGUAGAGUUUGCUCUUAUUAUCCUCUUUACCGUCAAUUUUUGAAUCCUAAUGGCCACGGUGGUGAAGGAGUAAAUGAUCCGUUUUUGAAUCCUAAUUACUCUUAUUAUCCUCUUAUGACAAUCUCCUACCCUUACAAGAAGAUUUCAAAAUGA